UGCUACUUUUAUUACUUCUUUGUGUUUGACUUUGAUUUGUGGGAUUGCCUGUGAAGACAGCAAUGAGAGUGGAUGUAUCUGCAUGUCGAUGGAAAUUAAACCCGCCAAGUUUUGGCUAAAAGACAAUUUAUUCUCCGUCAAUCCUUCUUACGAAUGCAACGUUGAGCUGCAACCACCUCAACAAGUAUUUAUGACUACAGCGUUUUAUUCAUGACGUUGUUUGACACAGAAUGUCAGGAUUUGCAGCCCGUUUUAAUAUAUAUAUAUAUAUAUAUUCAAAAUUAUUUCCACCUAACGACAAUUCUAACAUUUAACUGACUUUUGUUCGUCGAGUGAAAACGACAUUUGGAAUAUCGCGUUAUGCUAAACGCAUCGCAGGUAACGGCUAAAAUUCAAACUUUAGUAGCUGAAACGUGAAAAGUCAUCCAUGUUAAUAAUAAACUCAUUAUCCACAUGUAACGUGCACAAUGCAAGGAGUAUGAAAAUGCUCAUCCUUGAUGCCAAAGUUUUAUUGUGAUUGUAAAAUACAAUCGUCAGCAGAGUGUAAGGAAAUGUUAAUGUGGCUGCAAGUGGACCAAGGUUUUGUUUUUUAACUCUAAAUGUAAUCGACGUUAAUACUAACGGCCAAAAACAUGUCAUCGAGGUGGGUAUCUCGAUCGGCUCCCGAGGAAAAGAAACUGACCGGAGGUAUGGCGAGUAACAUGGUCAGUUUUGGAGCUGAAUUCGAGGACGAUGCACAAUGGAGCAGGUUGUUAUGCUGCAACUCAACCAGAGCACUUAAUGGAGCACCCUCUGGGUUUAACAGAUUUGGAUAUGGUGAGCGACGGUUCCAAGAUAACAGUACCCACCACGCUGGAGGUCCAAAUGGGCAUCUUUCCACCCACAUCAGACAUCCUCAAGGUCAACAAGGAGAGAACAAAGUCUGCAAGCAGGGAAACGUUCAUUUUGGCUGAGCUGAUUGAAACGGAAAAGGCUUACGUGCGAGACCUGCGUGAGGGCAUUGAUACUUGCAUGAGGGAGAUGUUGACCCAAGAGAAGAAGAUUCCUGCAGGACUAAACAACAUGGAGCACGUCAUCUUCGAGAACUUGCUGGAGCUGUAUGAGUUCCAUCAUAAGAUCUUUCUUAAGAACCUGGAAAAGCAUGCAAAUGUCCCUGAAGAUGUCAGGCAUUGCUUUGUCAAAUGGGCUGAAAAGUUCCAGUUAUAUGUGGACUACUGCAAGAACAGUGACAAAUCCACCCGGCUCUUCAUGGAGCAUACUGUCAUCUAUUCUAAUCAGAAGGACGGACUGGCAUUCUCGUUACAAUCUUUCCUAAUACAGAGAAUGACAAAAUAUCCGCUCCUGUUAAAGAAUCUCCUCGAGUGCUGUGAAGAAGGGAAAGGAGUACUCAAGGAAGCCCUGGAGUUGACUCUCAGCAUUCCUAAGAGAGCCAAUGAUGCCAUUCAUUUCUCCAUGCUGGAAGGUUUUAGUGAGAGCGUUGAAUCCCUAGGAGUCAUUCAACAGGAGUCAUUCAAAAUGUGGGAUUCAAAAUUACCUUUUUACCCUUCUCCUGAAAAAGUCCUUGGUGGUCUGCAAGGAGGUCAAGGAUGCCAAAGGCAUGACGAAAUACAUAUACAAGAGAAAUCUUGGAAAACUUUUUACUUAUGCUCAAUAAACAUACUAAUUUCAUUUCUUCCUUAG
Molecule: messenger RNA, 1680 nt
Organism: Corythoichthys intestinalis (scribbled pipefish)
Lineage: Eukaryota; Metazoa; Chordata; Actinopteri; Syngnathiformes; Syngnathidae
Product: triple functional domain protein-like
Exons: 9
Coding region: 733-1680 (315 amino acids)
Biological process (GO): axon guidance
Cellular component (GO): extrinsic component of membrane; cytoplasm
Molecular function (GO): guanyl-nucleotide exchange factor activity
Source: RefSeq, a predicted model, not a curated record